Molecule: messenger RNA, 3207 nt
Organism: Fundulus heteroclitus (mummichog)
Lineage: Eukaryota; Metazoa; Chordata; Actinopteri; Cyprinodontiformes; Fundulidae
Product: protein NLRC3
Exons: 8
Molecular function (GO): protein binding
Source: RefSeq, a predicted model, not a curated record
AUCUAUGAGGAGUGACCAGUCCAAAGUAGACCCUCCUUUCUUCAGUAAAGAACCUGGACCCACAGACUCAGCGUUCUGCAAACCAUGCAUUUCAUACUGGGUCCAGUCUGCUUCAUCAGGAUCCUCUUCCUGCCCUCAAUGUGGAGAAAGACCCAGGACAGAAGCUGGACUUCUGCCAGCUAAUCCGAGCAACUGUGCAUCAGAUGUUGAUCUGCAGGAGAUUUUAGAGGAACAUAAGAUGAGUCUGAGGAGGAGAUGUGAAUGUGUGACUGAAGGAAGUGAUGAACCAGGAAGUAGAACCCUCUUCAACAUGAUCUAUACUGAUCUCUAUAUCACAGAGGGACAGAAUGAAGAGGUUAUUACCCAACAUAAGGUGAAGCAGCUGGAGAGAGCUUCCAUGAACCAAAACCUUCAUGAUUCUCCAAUCAGGUGUCACGACAUCUUUAAAGCCUUAUUUGAUCAACAUGGACCCAUCAGAGUGGUUCUGACCAAUGGCAUUGCUGGUGUUGGAAAAACCUUCUCAGUGCAGAAGUUCACUCUGGACUGGGCAGAGGGCUUGGAGAACUAAGAUGUCAGUGUGGUGGUUCUGCUUUCAUUCAGGGAGCUGAACUUGAUCAGAGGUGAGCAGCACAGUCUUCUCACACUGCUCCAUGUUUUCCAUCCAACACUUCAGAAACUCCCAGCAGAGAAGCUAGCUGUCUGUAAACUUCUCUUCAUCUUUGAUGGCCUGGAUGAAAGCAGACUUUCUCUGGACUUUGAUGACAGUCAGCUGGUUUCUAACAUCACACAAAAGUCAUCGGUUAAUGUUCUGCUGACAAACCUCAUCAAGGGGAAUCUACUUCCCUCAGCUCUCAUCUGGAUAACUUCUCGACCUGCAGCGGCCAAUAAGAUCCCUCCUUCAUGUGUUAACAGGGUAACAGAAGUACGAGGCUUCACUGAUGCCCAGAAGGAAGAGUACUUCAGGAGGAGGUUCAUUGAUGGAGAGCUGUCCAGCAGAAUCAUCUCCCACAUCAAGACCUCCAGAACCCUCCACAUCAUGUGUGCAAUCCCAGUCUUCUGCUGGAUCACUGCAACGGUUCUGGAGAACAUGUUGACCACAGAGCAGAGAGGAGAGCUGCCAAAGACCAUGACCGACAUGUACUCACACUUCCUGCUAGUUCAGAUUAAGAGGAUGAAGGACAAGUACCAAGGAGGACAUGGUAGGAGUCCACAGGAGCUGAUGGAGGCAGACAGGGAAGUUCUUCUGAAGCUGGGGAGGCUGGCGUUUGAACAUCUGGAGAAAGGAAACAUCAUGUUCUACCAAGAAGACCUGGAGCAGUGUGGUCUGGAUGUCACAGAGGCCUUGGUGUACUCAGGAGUUUGUACAGAGAUCUUCAAAAGAGAGAAUGUGAUCUUUCAGAAACCAGUCUACUGCUUUGUUCAUCUGAGCAUUCAGGAGUUUCUGGCUGCAGUCUACAUCCUCCACUGUUUCACCAGCAGGAACACAAAGGUGAUGGAGAGAUUCCUGGAAGAAGACAUUCAUUUCUUUUCUUGGAAUUAUUUUUGGAUGAGAAGCAGGGAAAUAUCUCUGGAUGACUUUCUGAAGAGAAUCAUGGAGAAAUCCCUCAGAAGUAAAAAUGGCCACCUGGAUAUGUUUGUUCGCUUCCUUCAUGGGCUUUCUGUGGAGUCCAACCAGAGACUCUUGGGAGGCCUGCUGGGUCAGACAGAGAACAGUCCAGAAACCAUCCAGAGAGUCAUCAACAAUCUGAAAAAGAUGAACACUGAUGAUGUCUCUCCAGACAGGAGCAUCAACAUCUUUCAAUGUCUGAUGGAGAUGAAGGACCUCUCAGUAUAUAAGGAGGUCCAACAGUUCUUAAAAUCAGAGACCAGAUCAGAGAAGCUCUCAGAGAUCCAGUGCUCAGCUCUGGCCUACAUGCUGCAGAUGUCAGAGGAGGUUCUGGAUGAAUUAGACCUGGAGAAGUACAACACAUCAGAAGCAGGACGACUCAGACUGAUUCCAGCUGUGAGGAAUUGCAGAAAGGCUCGACUUGCUGGAUGUGAACUUUCACAGACUGACUGUGACGUUGUGGCGUCAGCUCUGAAGUCCAACCCCUCCCACCUGACUGAACUGGAAAUAGAUGUGAUCAGUGGAGAGGAAACAUUUGGAGACUCUGAUAUGAAGCAUCUCUGUGAGAUACUGGGGACUCUAUACUGUAAACUAAAGACACUGAGAUUGAGGAGAUGCAGCUUGUCAGAGAUCAGCUGUGCUUCUCUGUCCUUGGCUCUGAAGUCCAACCCAUCCCAUCUGAAAGAACUGGACCUGAGUCAGAACCAAGACGUGAAAGAUGCUGGAGUGAAGGAGCUCUGUGGUUUUCUUCAGACUCCUCUCUGCAAACUACAGAUACUGAGAUUGAAGGACUGCAGGUUGACGGAUUUCAGCUGUGCUUCUCUGAUGUCUUCUUGGACGUCCAACCCCUCCCAUCUGACAGAACUGGACCUGAGCGAUAACGACCUGAAAGAUGCUGGAGUGAAGAAGCUAUGUGGCUUUCUACAGACUCCCCUCUGCAAACUACAGAUAUUGAGAUUGGAGUACUGCAGGUUGUCAAAUAUGGGCUGUACUUCUCUGGUCUCUGCUCUGAAGUGUAACCCCUCCCAUCUGACUGAACUGGACCUGAGCUACAACAACCUGAAGGAGUCAGAUGUUCAGCAGCUGAAGGAUCUUGUAAAGAGUGUAGACUACAAACUGGACACUGUGAGGUGGAGGUCAUGAUGUUUGUGGAGGAGAGAAGCAGAGCUGUGUCAUGAUGAUCCACAGAUGUUAAAGCAGAAGCAGUUUGAGUUUAAAGAGACUGCUUGGAUGAUGACGACGGUGAUGACGAUGACUACGAUGAUGAUGAUCUCUGAGUUUAGAGAUUUUGAUUCUGUUUAUUUGAUCAUGCCUGUCAUUUAGUGUCUGAUCUUGUUUGUCUCUUUUGACCAAUGAAGAUGAAAUGAAAACUUAGCUGCAUUUAGUGGCUAAAUGUAGUUUUGAUCUGAAUAUAAUGAAACUGUAAAGGUGAUCCUUUUCUCCCUGAUUCAUUUUCAGCCUGUAACGAAGAAAUAUUAACUAAAACUCAACUAAAGUCUUCUGGCUGCAUGUUCGCUCCAUUGUGAGGCAGUUUUUAGAUGCUUUUGAUGAUAUUUUAGAUGUUUUCUGUAAAUGUUUAGGCAGGUGUAGAAGCAGACUCC